Messenger RNA from Carcharodon carcharias (great white shark), 5919 nucleotides. Its product is annotated as G protein-coupled receptor kinase 5-like. Gene Ontology annotation, cellular component: cytoplasm. Gene Ontology annotation, biological process: signal transduction; protein phosphorylation; regulation of signal transduction. The record is from RefSeq and is a predicted model, not a curated record. The coding region runs from base 678 to 2177 and encodes 499 amino acids. Lineage: Eukaryota; Metazoa; Chordata; Chondrichthyes; Lamniformes; Lamnidae. Gene Ontology annotation, molecular function: ATP binding; G protein-coupled receptor kinase activity. The transcript is spliced from 17 exons.
UCGGCGGCCAGUUGCUUCCAGUCUAUGUGUGUGUGUGAUGUCCCGGUGCCCUAGUUGUAUCCGACACAGCGGGGACACGCGAAGGGAAGGCGGGCGGCUCAGCCGGCAGUCUUAGAGACAGAGACAAGCAGGCUGACAGCAAGCAGGGGGAAAGGAGAGCAUUUCCUGAGCCGCAUAUCUCUGCAAGUCAAUGGAGCUGGAGAAUAUAGUCGCCAACACGGUCUUGUUAAAAGCCAGAGAAGGUGGUGGAGGAAAGCGCAAGGGUAAAAGUAAAAAGUGGAAGGAAAUAUUGAGGUUUCCUCACGUGAUCCAAUGUGAAGAGCAAAGGAAAUCUAUAGAAAAAGAUCUUAUUUUCUCCCUGAAACAAGGAUUGGAGGGAAGAAUCUUUGCUGGAGGAGAAGAGUUGCACCUGGCAGGGAACAUAGUGGGCCAGAGCUGUGACGUGUCUCAAUACCAGGAAUAGAGUUUUCAUGGUGCUGUUCCAUUGAAAAUGAGCCCAAUUGUCUCAAAUGGUAAUGGCAUAGCCAAGAGCUGCAGGGAAACAUCCAGAGAGAGACUAUUCCAGCCUCUGUGAGAAACAGCCAAUUGGAAGACUACUUUUUCGUCAAUUCUGUGAAGCCCAGCCUGAACUUCAGCACUACAUAAAUUUUCUUGACUUAGUGACAGAGUAUGAAGUUAUGCCAGAUGAAAAGCGUGAAGAAAAAGGACAAGAAAUGAUCAGUAAAUACCUCACCCCAGAGUCCCCAGGAUAUAUACGAGAGGUCAGCGAGGAUAUUGUCCAGCAAUGUAAAGAAAAACUUGAAAUGAACGCGUGCAAAGAACUCUUCUGUAACUGUGUAAAGUCAGUGCACGACUAUCUCAGCGGACGGCCAUUUAAUGAAUACCAAGAAAGCAUGUACUUUGAUCGCUUUCUCCAAUGGAAGUGGCUGGAGAGACAAGCUGUAACAAAAAACACUUUUAGGCAAUAUAGAGUGCUUGGAAAAGGUGGCUUUGGUGAGGUCUGUGCCUGUCAAGUGCGAGCCACAGGAAAAAUGUAUGCUUGUAAGAAGUUAGAGAAAAAGAGAAUAAAGAAGAGAAAAGGAGAAGCGAUGGCUUUGAAUGAAAAGCAGAUUUUAGAAAAAGUUAACAGUAGAUUUGUAGUUAAUUUAGCUUAUGCUUAUGAAACAAAGGACGCACUGUGUUUAGUUCUGACUUUAAUGAAUGGGGGUGACUUGAAGUUCCACAUCUAUAACAUGGGCAAUCCAGGGUUUGAAGAAGAUCGGGCAGUAUUUUACGCAGCUGAGAUCUGUUGUGGCCUGGGGGAUCUCCAUAAGGAGAACAUUGUUUACAGAGAUUUGAAACCUGAAAACAUAUUGUUAGAUGACUAUGGUCACAUUAGGAUAUCUGACCUGGGUUUAGCUGUGAAAAUUCCUGAAGGAGAAACAAUUCGUGGCAGGGUGGGAACAGUGGGAUAUAUGGCUCCAGAAGUGCUCAAUAAUCAGCGAUAUACAUUAAGCCCUGACCACUGGGGCCUGGGAUGCUUAAUCUAUGAAAUGAUUGCUGGCCAGUCUCCAUUUAGAGGACGGAAAGAAAAGGUGAAAAGGGAGGAAGUAGACAGACGAGUGUUGGAAACAGAAGAAACUUACACAGACAAGUUCUCUGAAGAGGCAAAAUCUAUCUGCAAGAUGUUGCUAACCAAAGACCCCAAGCAAAGAUUGGGCUGUACAGGAGGAGGCGCUUCAGAUGUGAAGAAAAAUGCAUUCUUCAGGAAUAUCAAUUUCAAACGAUUAGAAGCAGGCAUAAUGGAGCCUCCAUUUGUACCUGAUCCACGAGCAGUUUAUUGCAAAGAUGUGCUGGAUAUUGAACAGUUCUCCACUGUGAAAGGUGUGAACCUGGACCAGACAGAUGAUGAUUUCUAUUCAAAGUUUUCUACUGGCUGUGUUUCUAUUCCCUGGCAGAAUGAGAUGAUUGAAACAGAAUGCUUUAAGGAACUAAAUGUAUUUGGUCCAAAUGGAAGCUUAUCUCAAGACCUUGACAGGAGCUACACCCCUGAACCACCCAAAAAAAGUCUGCUUCAAAGGCUUUUCCGGCGGCAGAAUCAUCAUAGUCAUUCAAACAGCACUACAAAUGUGAAGGCCCAUUCCAAUCAUCAUGUGAAUUGCCAUCAAGCUAAUUCAAACUCUGGAGGAAACAGCUAGUCCUCAGCUCAUCGUUCGUGUGGUGAUUCUUUGUAUUCUUCAGCUUUUCCCAUUUUCUGGAACUAUUUAGCGGAAAAGCACCAGUUCCUGGUAGGGUAUCCAUUCCACACGACAGAGCCACUCCAUUUCUGUUGGUCUAGCUGCCUCACUUCCUCUCAGGUCUGUCUUGCAGGUUGGGAUCAUGACGUUUGAAACAAGAUGGUGUUUCCUUAGAAUAUUGCAAUAGCAAAUCAAUGAAAAUGGCUACUUGCACGUAUUUAAAUAUAGCAUUAUACUAGAACUGUAUUUUGUCUUUAUUAAAAAAAAGGAAGUUUUGUAAAUUUCUCUAUAACUGUCUCAGUUUACAUUUUGUACAUUUGUAUUUAAAGUCAGGAUGUAUAUUUUCUGCCCAGCAGCUGUAAAGCCAUGUGCUGAUUCCACAAUGAACACCUUAUGUAUUUUUAUGAAUUGUGAUUUAAGACUUCCUCCACAUUUAACAGUGAAAGAGAACUUUUUAAAUCUGCAAUAGAACAUUUUUCAUAUUCUUUUGCCAUAUCUGCAGUCAUUUUAUAUUUUUUGUAGUUUGUCAUACCCUGAAAUUUUAUUAAAUAUCUUUCAUUUGUAUUGCUUUUUUAUUUUAUUUUUAUUUAACAAGUGCAUCUUUCCUAUGAUUUCUCUGUGAGUGACAUUUUACUCAGAGUGAAUGUAUUUUACAAUUUUUAAGGAGCUUUUCGUAGCACAUAUAAAUUAUUCCUUAUCAACUUCAAUAGGGUUUUCAAUGUGAAAAUGCAAAUAUGAGGUGGGGGGGAAAUCAUAUAAUUUACUUUUGACAUGAUUAAAGCUAAACCUGGUUAAACCCUUACACCACUUAAACAUGUCAUUCAACUUAGUUGAAAUAAACAUCAUGUGCUACUAGUUACAUGCUGUGAUCGAUAUGAAACUAGUCUCAUAGAAAUAAAUAAAAGUAGGAAAAUGUGGCAGCGUGUGCACUGCUGUAUUAGCAUAAUGAGUCAUGUUGCAGAAGUGUAUAGGUAAUUGGAAAUGGUUCCCAAUUUGUUGUGGCUUCCCAAUCCUGAACAUGCUGCAGUGAUAGAACAGAAGUAAGGUCUUUCCCUUUGAGGAGGGAAAGUGAAAGGGUGAGCUACGCCCUCAGUGGUUCUGCUGAUGUCUGUCAUUGGCAGAGCUGUAGAUUCCGGCUGACUCUGGAUGAUGAUUAUAAAGGCUGAUGAGAAUUGGAAAGAAAGAAAAUAAUUUGCAAAGAAUUGCAGACACUCACAGCCACCAGCAUGUGCCCUAUUUGCCCCCACCCUACAUCUGCCACCAUGGGUGUGUUGUGGCUAGAAAAACAUAUGGAUCAAAGCGAACUGAAAUUCAGAGUAGUCUCAUAAUAUCCAAAAAUUCUGUAAGUUUCUCGGGACAUCAAGGGUGUCUUACAGCCUCACCAAUGCCCCGUACCUGUUUGGUUUUGCGUAAUAUAUAUUUUGUGUCACCAAUCCCAUUUAGGGAUUUUGCAACUAAACUGCUCUAACAAGGUGGAGCAUUUACACUAAUGGAAAGUGCUGCACAGCAGGAGCAGGAUAUGUUGAGAAAUUGUGUUACCUUUUAGAGGAAAAUUUGCAUAUACUGAAUUAGAAGUAGUGUUAAAGCUGGGGCUAAUAAUUAGGAAGUUUAUGUCACUCCUGAUAUUCUGGGCACAUUUAUUUUCCCUGACCUUUAAAUAUAAUUCAAGUAAUUUUACAAUGAUUUAAUUGUUACCAGAAUCCAAAGAACAAAGUGUAUUAGCAAAAGUGUUUUCUUGUCAUUUAUAAAGGUGUUGUAUAGUGUACAGUCAGAUGUGGUGUAAGGGUUAAAUCUACCAAUGUGAACAUUGAAUGUCAAUAAACAUUUACCUUCCUGACAAAGAAAAAUUGAUGUAUAAUCGAUUCCUGUUAAUUGAAUAAUCAUGUGACAAAAUUGCAUUCAGUUAUCAGAAGUUCACAGUAAAGCUUAGUAAGAAUUUUCUCUUGGCCAAAUCCCAUGCAUAAUAUCAUCACAGUGGGAGAUUUUCUGAAAUUGAAACUGUUUUCUAUUCUUUUAAAUUUGCUGUAAUUUAUUAACAAGUAAUAUUUCACUACAAGUAAUUGAGUUGUAAAGUUAAAUAAUUGAAGUGUUCACAUUCACUUAACAGGAAUUUACAACUUUCAUUAAUAAAAGUUAAAAUAGAAUUUAGAAAAUUAUUUUCCUGGUUUUUAUUGACAUCACACAGAAAUGUUUACUUGGCAGAUAUUUGCUGAACUUGAAUUAAGUAUUUUCGAGUAAACAUCAGCUGAAGCUGAGUUCUGUUGUGUUUUGAACAUAUUGUAGUUAACAAUUCCAGGUACAAAAUACAUUCUUAAGUUCUUUAAAUAGAGGGUUUAUGUAGCCUAAGGGUUUUCAAUUAAAUCUACUGUUUGCAUCCAAAGACUCCUGGCUGUGGCAGUCUCCGGGUUUGCUUAGUAAAAGCCUGAUGAUUGUGAUUGUGUCAUGUAGUGACGAGGGUAGGCAGUCUUUUUGGUUUGCUAAUUGGCAAAUUACUGGGCAUCUAAUUGAAGGUGAGUAAGAUUUGAAGUUGCCGAUAGUAAUAAAUGAAUAGGAAGAAAUUGCACACAAGGCACAAAAAUAAAUACAGAAGGAGCAUACUUGUUUUUUUCUGUGUAGGACUUGGAAAAGCCUAUUUAUUUUUGGACAUAAUUGCAGGAUGAGCCAGAGACACACAUAGUUUACCAUUUGAUAAAAAUAAAUUAUUUUGCAGCUGAAAACAAUUUAGAAAUGGUGUCACUUGUUCAGUAAUAUUUUAUCCUGAUAAGUAGUUUGGCUCACUAUAGUUUAAGCAUGUUACAUAGUUUGGCGCACUAUCCUGCCAUGCCAACAGUAUAAAGAUCCAACUUAUUUAAUUGGAUAAGGUUUAAUUUGUCCAUAAUUACUAAAGCAAUGAUAUACAUAAGAAUGGCACAGUGCAUUUCGUAUUAUAUCUUACCUGAUUUGAUCUUACUCUCCCUUUUUCUGCAUUUUAUUCACAUUCUUUAUGUAUUUCAUUUAUAUUUGCAUUUGUGCACCUUGGGUGCCAAAACAAACUAUGUUGAACUAUUAAAUAGGUGAAGUCAAAUGCCUAUGCUUCAUGAGAUCUGCCGUUUACUAAUACUGAUUUUCUGAGGUCUUAAGUCCCAACGAAGGCAGGAAACAUCCAAUUUAACAAAUAAACACAAAAUACCAAGUUAACCUUGAGGGAAAAUGGUACAUGAAGUUUUGUUUUGAAACUGUCAGAAUGAAAAUUGUGGUAAACUUUUUAACCAUACUGUCAUUUGUUAUUAAUGUCAGAAGGUCUGUUUUAGACGAGCGCAUUUCCUGUUUGUAAUAAUUCUUAAAUGAAAGAUGUAGUUGUCACUUUUUGUAUCUGUGUGAGUUUAUAUGUUUUCCAAUAGAAUGAUUACUGCCAUUUGUUCUGUAUUAAUGAUAUCGGUCGAUUAUGGUAUCCAAAGGUUUACAGCUUUUUUUCAGGGAAUUACACUUUCAUCUUUUCCCUCUGGUUUACGAUGGUACUGAGGACCAUGGCUUCUGUCUUCUCUGACUGCUCUUCAUUCUUAGUAACUUAUGUCCAAAAAAACACACGCUGCUGUAACUAGAUUAAAAACAGUUGUUUUUAGUAAAAUAAAAACAGGAACAUUUGAAUUGAAAGAAGAAAGUACUGUAUCUUUGAUCUGUAAAUUUAAAAUGAUUAUAUGUCUAAAUACAGUUGUUAACAUUA